AUGUCUGCCGUUCAGCCGGUUGCCGUCUAUGCCCUCCGGGUUCCUCCCGGUGUUAUGGUGCCCGCUGUGCCUAAUGCCGCCGCCUCGUUCCGUGUGAGCAUGGCUGCUAUCGACCCCGAUGAGGAGCCUGAGUUCGAUGACGGCGAUUCCAGCAAGCCUGGUCGCGCAACCUUGAAGAUUGUUCGCCCUCCUCCCGGUCUCGACAUGGGCGAUUCCGAUGACGAGGACUACAGUGAUGAUGAGGACUACGAUGAUGAGGAGGACUCUGACGACGAGGAGGUCAAUGGUGGCCCCAGCGACAAGGAGAAGGCCCGCAAGCUUAAGCAGGCCGCCGCCCAGAAGGAACUCGAGGAGGCCAUGGAGGAGGACGAUUCCGAUGACGAGGAGGAUGACGGUGGCUUCGACCUCAAGGCUGCUAUCUCCAAGCUGAUCAAGGGCAAGGGUCCUCUCACUGAUGACGACGACGAGGAGGAUGACGAGUCUGAUGAGGGCCUGGACCUUGACGAGAACGUUAUUUGCACUCUGUUCGCUGACAAGAACUGCCAGCAGCCCCUUGACAUCGUCGUCUGCGAGGGCGAGCCCGUCUUCUUCAAGAACACUGGUAACCAGACCGUUUUCCUCACUGGUAACUACGUUAUUGGCCUCGAUGAGGGCCACGACCACGACCACGAUGAGGACGAUGAGGACGACUACGACCUCUCCCCCGAUGAGGAUGAGCUUGACAUGGAGGAGCUGAUGGCCCUCGAUGAUGACGAGAGCGACGACCUGGAUGGCAUGGAUGACCCCCGUAUCACUGAGGUCGACAGCGAGGAGGAGGCCCCCAAGUUGGUUGAGGCUAAGGCCAAGGGCAAGGGCAAGAAGCGUGCCGCCGAGGAGGAGGAGACCCUCGACGACAUGAUGGCCAAGGGUGCCAAGGGCAAGGCCGCCAAGGAGGAGCCUGCUCUGACCAAGGCUCAGCAGAAGAAGCUGAAGAAGAACAACGGCGACGCCGCCGCCGUUGAGCCCAAGAAGGAGACCAAGGCCGACAAGAAGGUUCAGUUCGCCAAGAACCUGGAGCAGGGUCCUACCCCCAACGGUGACAAGCCCACUGGUACCCUCGGCGUCAAGGAGGUCAAGGGUGUCAAGAUCGACGACAAGAAGCUCGGCAAGGGUGUCGCUGCCAAGAGUGGCAACACUAUCGCCAUGCGCUACAUCGGCAAGCUCGAGGACGGCAAGGUCUUCGACUCCAACAAGAAGGGCAAGCCCUUCACCUUCAAGCUCGGCAAGGGCGAGGUCAUCAAGGGUUGGGACAUCGGUGUCGCCGGCAUGGCCCCCGGUGGUGAGCGUCGCAUUACCAUCCCUCCUCACCUCGCCUAUGGCAAGAAGGCCCUCCCCGGCAUUCCCGCCAACUCCAAGCUGAUCUUCGAUGUCAAGCUGCUUGAGAUCAAGUAA
Molecule: messenger RNA, 1431 nt
Organism: Penicillium cataractarum
Lineage: Eukaryota; Fungi; Ascomycota; Eurotiomycetes; Eurotiales; Aspergillaceae
Product: FKBP-type peptidyl-prolyl cis-trans isomerase
Exons: 3
Coding region: 1-1431 (476 amino acids)
Cellular component (GO): nucleolus; chromatin
Molecular function (GO): peptidyl-prolyl cis-trans isomerase activity; macrolide binding
Source: RefSeq, a predicted model, not a curated record